AUCGUCGUCCCCCCUCCCCCGCCCCCGAAGAAGCAAUAGAGCGGUGACGAGCACGAAAUGGGAGCUGUGUCGAUGGUCGGAGGCGGAGACGAAGGCGACGACGUAGUCACCCCCGGCGAGCUCCUCGGCGACUCCGCCCACCUCGUCCCCGGGAGGGGCGCAUACCUCGCCCCCAACGGGCGCUCCGUGCGCGCGUCGCUCACGGGGACGCGGAGGCUCGUCCCUCCCCCUCCCGGCUCCUCCGACCAGAGGUCGGUUGUGGAGGUCGUUGGUCUCAAGGCCCAUGGCGCCGUCCCGCAACCGGGAUCGAUCGUCGUUGCUCGAGUAACCAAAGUUAUGGCUAGGAUUGCUUCAGCUGAUAUCAUGUGCGUCCAGUCCAAAGCUGUGCGAGAAAAGUUCACGGGGAUAAUAAGGCAACAAGAUGUGAGGGCAACUGAAAUAGAUAAAGUGGAUAUGUACCAGUCUUUCCGACCUGGUGAUAUUGUUAGAGCUUUGGUUCUCUCUCUUGGCGAUGCAAGGGCGUAUUACCUUUCUACUGCUAAAAAUGAACUUGGAGUAGUCUCUGCUCAAAGUAUUGCAGGUGGUACAAUGAUCCCAAUUAGCUGGACAGAGAUGCAAUGUCCACUGACUGGACAGGUCGAACAGAGAAAAGUUGCAAAAGUGGAUUAAACGCACGCUAUCUGAAAAGCUAAGAAAAAUGAUUGCAUAACUGAGUUCGUCCGACGCUCAAAUGCUUUACACUUGUUUCCUUUCCUCAAGCCCUUGAAUGGAGCUGACGGGGGGAGCGCCAGUAGGUAAGUGUUUUGUUCCACUAGGAAAAUGGAUCCCAGAUACUCAUGUCUCGUGUUUUAAACAAUUUCAGAAAGCUAUAGUUAUCCCCAGCAAUAACCAAAUUUAGUGCUUACGGUGCUUUGAAGCGCUGGUAGGUUUGUUGCUGGGUAUAGACAAAGCUGUUUAUUUUCCUUCUUUUUUUAUUUAAAAAUUAAAAUUAAAGAACUUGUGCUAUAUUCUCUUCUGUGUUUAUGGGCUAGAUGAUUUCCCAAAUGGUA
Messenger RNA from Ananas comosus (pineapple), 1049 nucleotides. Its product is annotated as exosome complex component CSL4. Gene Ontology annotation, biological process: RNA processing. The coding region runs from base 58 to 669 and encodes 203 amino acids. Gene Ontology annotation, cellular component: cytoplasm; nuclear exosome (RNase complex). Gene Ontology annotation, molecular function: RNA binding. The transcript is spliced from 7 exons. NCBI's taxonomy places the organism in Eukaryota, Viridiplantae, Streptophyta, Magnoliopsida, Poales, Bromeliaceae. The record is from RefSeq and is a predicted model, not a curated record.